Emiliania huxleyi CCMP1516 is the source of this 2457-nucleotide messenger RNA. RefSeq lists its product as hypothetical. Gene Ontology annotation, molecular function: calmodulin binding; calcium/calmodulin-dependent protein kinase activity; calcium ion binding. Bases 1 to 2457 code for a protein of 818 amino acids. Gene Ontology annotation, biological process: intracellular signal transduction; peptidyl-serine phosphorylation; protein autophosphorylation. The transcript has a single exon. The record is from RefSeq and is a predicted model, not a curated record. Lineage: Eukaryota; Haptophyta; Isochrysidales; Noelaerhabdaceae. Gene Ontology annotation, cellular component: cytoplasm; nucleus.
AUGCCACUCCGCCUCGAGAGCGGCGCCCCCGUCGACCAUGGCGGCAGCUGGCCGUGGGCCGUCGCCUCCACCAACAAGCGCCUCAUCUCCGCCGUCGGCCGUGUCCUCGCCUCCAAGUCUGACGCUCCGCCAGGGCACGGCUUCGGCGCCCACAUCCACGCGCUGGUCAAGGUGCGCGACAAGCAGGGGCGCACCGCUCUCGAGGCCUCGACAGAGGGACCGCGCAAGGCAAUCUACUUGUACUUGCUCUUCUGCGGCCGCUACGAGCUCACCAUCGGAGCGCCCGAGCACCGCUCGGCGACCAGCGUCGUGCUGCGCGCGCUCGACCGCGGCGAGAAGACCGACUACGGCAAGGUCUUCGACGACGCGGACAAGGACGGGAGCGGCACGCUCGAACGGAAGGAGUUGGCCCCGGUUGCGGCGAGCAUCGGCUUGGACGCCGAGCUGUUCCUCCGCGCCGAGGACAAGAGCAUCGACCGCUCGAGCUUCGUCGGCAUCUGCAAGCAGCAGCUCGGCGACGGCCAGCGCUCGGUCGUGAUCAAGCUGAUGCAGGAGAAGGAGCAGUGGGAGCGCGAGCGGGACGCGCGCGCGAAGAACGAGCUCGUCUCGCGCUUCAUCGUGCAGCAGCUUCCCGGCUUGCCGUCCGACGACGAGAUCGCGGCGGCGGUGAUCGCGCGUGGCGGCGGGCUUCGCGCCAUCGCGCAGCAGUACCUGCCGGAGGGCAUCAGCUUGGGCACACGCGCCAUCAUCAUGGACGCCGCCGACCGCAACUUGCACCAGAUCUACCAGCAGGAGCGGCCGAACGUCAAUACCGUGCGAGUCUGCCUCGAGCAGGUCUUCGAGGCGGUGGCGCACUUGCACGCGAAGGGCCUGAUGCACGGCGACCUCAAGCUGCUCAACGUCGUCCGCUUCCGGCGCGACAACCGGCUGCGCCUCAUCGACUUUGACGCCGCCGCGAAGAUCGUGCCAGUGGGUGGCGAGGGCGAGUCGUACGCCGGCGCCAAGUUCUCCUCGUCCGUGCUGCCGCCCGAGAUGUUCCACGAGCUCAAGCAGGGCGAGGAAGAGGCGCUCGAGAUCUACUGGCAGGGGGAGAGCAAGGAGUUGCAGGCCAAGGUGGCGCCGAAGCUACACCGCCGGUCGGGCGCGUCGUUUGUCGUCAGCUCCUUCCGCACGACAGCGGGUGAGCCCGUGAUCGACAACUUGCCGUACCCGCUUGUUGAGGCGUCGGCCAAGAUCGAUGUGUGGUCGCUCGGUGCGCUCGCUUACAUGCUCUUGGCGGGUGAGCCGCUCGUGCCGUCGACCCGCGACGACGACUGCGCCUCGGGGGCGGCGAUGCGCGUGCUGCACGCGUGGGGCACGCAGCAGGGAGUGGUGCUCGAGCGGCUCGAGAAGGUCGACGACCCGGCGGCUCGUGAUCUCGUCGACAAGCUGCUGCGGCGCGAGCCGUCGGCGCGGCUGUCGGUCAAGGGUGCUCUCGAGCACCCCUUCUUCCACCCGAAGAGCGGCGACACCGAGAUCGUGGAGAGCUUGCGGCGGAUGGACUUGAAGAUCGACCAGGUGGGCUCGAAGAUCGACCAGGUGCACUUGAAGAUCGACCAGGUGUUGCUCAAGCUCGCGGUGCAGUUCGAGGUACUCGGCACGCUGCUGCGCGGCGUCGACACGAUCGCACCUAAGCUCAUCUGCUUCUUGCCCGCGGCCGUCUUCAGCAAGGGUUCGGGUAUGCGGGCGAAGCUCAAGGCCCUGACUCCGAAGAACUGGUUCAAGCAGACGGUGCGCGUCUUCUUUUUCGACCCGAUCCGCAUGUCGCUCGCGCCGACCAACGCGGGCGAGGGCUUCGAGCUCACGUUCCCCAAGGAGUGGCUGGUGAAGGCGAUGCCGUACGUCAAGCUUGGGCUCGCGACGCUCAAAUUUGCGUACGUCGCUGGCCGACUGGCGGGCUUCCCUGUGCCCGACGUGGCUAGCGUCGUUGGCGACUGGAUCGAUGGGCAGCUCGGCGCGCUCGACAAGCUUGCCUGCGAGGCCAAGACGUGGCUGAGCGAACAGACCAACGACCCGGCUUUCGCCGAGAAGCUGCUCGGCAUGUUGGAUGAUAACGCGCGCAAGGCCGUCGCGAAAGAGAUUGACGGUAUUAAGCCGCUCGGGGGCGACGCGCUUGGCGAUAAGCUGACGGUGCCGCUCAAGAAGUCAUUCGACGAGCUCGAUGCGCUUCUGGGCCCCAAAUACGGCAAGUGGAAGGAGAAGUGCGGCCUCGUGCUCGCCGGCCCGAGCGAGAAGGACGGGCGGAGCGAGUAUGUGCUCGAGGCUGACAAGGAUGCGUUCAUGGAGAUGGGCGCCGCUCUGCUCUCAUCCUCGGAGGAGUUACUGCCGCUGCCAUCUCCUGCAGCUGCAGGAGGGGCAGCGUCUGCGGUCCAGAGCACGCCCCGCAAGACGGUAAGCUUCCUGCGGCGCAAACGAUAG